GUCAUUUGCAAUUGAUGAGAGUAUGUAUGAAAAUUAGGAUUAAUUUUUCCGUUUAGACUACUAAUUUAAUGCAUAAAUAAAUUAUUAGUAAAAAUUCGAAGUUUUUCAAGACGAAUGUAAUUUUACCUAAAUUUUUGUGCUAAUAGUCAAAUAACGCACGCGCAGAACGCCCAUCGCCCAAAAAUCUCCCAGCGCCAUAUUGAGAGAGGCGGACGUUGUAUGACUUGAGUGAAUAAUCGUGGUUAGUGCAAUAAUUUGAAGUGGAACAUUUGAUCGUGCCCUAUGGAUAUAUAUUCGGGAGUGGUGUGCCUCGGUUGAAAGGCCUGCCGAAAGGACAGGGCUCCGCGCGAGAGGACAGAUUGCGGCCCUCCGCUCUGAAAAAUCAUGGAGUGCUGCAUGUCAGAAGAAGCAAAGGAACAAAAAAGGAUCAAUCAAGAAAUAGAGAGGCAACUCAGAAAGGACAAACGAGAUGCCAGAAGAGAACUCAAACUGCUCCUACUUGGAACUGGAGAGUCGGGCAAAUCUACUUUCAUCAAGCAGAUGAGAAUCAUCCACGGCUCGGGUUAUAGCGACGAAGACAAACGUGGCUUCAUCAAACUCGUUUACCAGAACAUCUUCAUGGCGAUGCAGAGUAUGAUACGCGCCAUGGACCUACUAACAAUACAAUAUGGGAACCCGUCCAAUGUAGAAAAGGCGGAAUUGAUAUCAUCGAUCGACUUUGAGAGUGUGACAACGUUCGAGAGUCCGUACGUGGAAGCUAUCAAGGGCUUAUGGGCCGAUUCCGGCAUCCAGGAAUGUUAUGAUCGCAGGCGAGAAUACCAACUUACUGACUCGGCCAAAUACUACUUGCAGGAGAUCGACCGCGUCGCAGCGCCAAAUUACCUACCAACCGAACAGGAUAUCCUCCGUGUGAGAGUUCCCACAACGGGCAUCAUAGAGUACCCAUUUGACUUGGAGGAAAUACGAUUUCGAAUGGUGGACGUCGGGGGCCAGAGAUCCGAAAGAAGGAAGUGGAUCCAUUGUUUCGAAAACGUCACAUCCAUCAUAUUCUUAGUAGCUCUUAGUGAAUAUGACCAAAUUUUAUUCGAAUCAGAGAACGAGAAUCGAAUGGAAGAAUCGAAAGCAUUGUUCAAGACCAUCAUAACGUACCCGUGGUUCCAGCACUCCUCGGUCAUUCUGUUUCUCAACAAAAAGGAUUUGCUCGAGGAGAAGAUUAUGUAUUCUCACCUUGUUGACUACUUCCCUGAAUACGACGGCCCGCAACGCGAUGCCAAUGCGGCGCGCGAGUUCAUUCUGCGGAUGUUCGUCGACUUGAACCCGGACGCGGAGAAAAUCAUCUAUUCGCAUUUCACAUGUGCGACAGAUACCGAAAACAUCCGGUUCGUAUUCGCCGCCGUAAAGGACACAAUCCUACAGUCCAACCUGAAAGAGUACAAUCUCGUUUAAGCGAAAGCAACAUUGGUCCUUGACACAAAUCUGUGAUUGUGUAUAACACACGUAAACAUCAUCACCUCUCAACAGAAUGUGUUUGUAAAUUGACGAACUGAGAUCGGAUGGACGAACAUAUUUCAUCUUAAAACGUUUAAUGAGAAAUUAAGAAUAGAUUGUAAGUCAUUUAACCACAAUUAAGCGGUGGGUUCGGACGGGCCGCGAUCACUCGCUCGCGCUCCGAGCCGGGGGAACGCCUCCGACGAGUCAGGUUUUUUGACAUGUUUUUUUAUGAUGAAGUUAUUCACAAAUUAUGUAUGUGUCUGUAACGGUGAUUAUUGAAUUGUGCAUUUUAAAAGUAAUGGUGGGUCUCGGCCUCGCCACGAGCUGCUUUUAGUCAUUGUUUUAGGAUUUUUAUAAAGUUUGUUGCCAUAAUAUCUUUCUACAUUAGAUACGUUUUAUUGUGUCCACGAGAAUGGAUUCGAACAAACUAGUCCAAUGAACGUUGGUCGAGACCGGACUUCGCGCUAUGAUUGUAUCGAUCGGAAUGCUUCCGUGUUACUAUUAUGUACGUACCUAUUUAUUUAAGAUGUGAAUGAUGUCUCGAGAGGUCACGGUCGUACCAGCGCUAACUAGGGCCGGGACGGGCGACUGCACCGCCCUCUGUUACCACGCGCGCACUACAGCACUAGUGCUGUCAACUGUCAGCCGUCACUGUCACUGUCACCGUGACAACCCUUGUGUUCAGCUUGAGUACGGUGGCUGUGGCGUUCGUCUCCAACCGGCCGUCUCUCUACUCCUACUUAAUAAAUAUAUAAUUUUAUUGUGCAAACAUUACCGUUUUGUUCUGUUAGCUUCAAAGGUUUAUAACUUUAUUAUUGUAUUAAAAUGUAAUAUUUCGUUACUUUUGUACAUUGGAUUUUUUUUUGUUAAAUAAAUAUAAUAUUACGUUAUUAUUUAAGCAGUUUAAGAUUAAAUACGGUGUUUUUUUUUUUCUACAAGUAAUGACUUGACGCAAAUCGUUUACGUUGAAUGUAGGCUUUGUGUACGCAACGGUCUGGUGUAUUUGGUUUCUUCCUGGUGUUAUCUGUAUAGGAGAAUUAAACAGCUACCAUUAUGUCAAAUAUAGGAAGGUUACUACUACGUUAGUUGUUUAAGGACAUUUUUGAUGCAUUUGAUAUGAACUUUUUUUACUAGAAACCCAAGAAAUCAAAGCUAUAAGUGAACUAUAAAACUGGUACCCAUGUUUUUGCACGAAUGCUUUUACCACAUGAAUGUAAUAUAUUGUACAUUUGGGUCUAAAUGUGCUGAGUGAAUUGAGCUGACAGUUCAGUGCCAAGUUUUGCUAUUGGCAACAUUAUCACGGGAAUACGAAGCACAAAAUAUUUAUGUUAUUAAACAACAAAAAAAAACAUUUAUUGUCUGUUUCAUUUAAAUAUAUUUUUAGAAAUACUUUAUUAUGCUAUGCUUAAUUUAGUGUCGCUUUGUGUUAUAUUAUUUAGUUUAAUGUAUAUUAAGAAACAAAGUUUCUAGGUUUUUUUUGCAGAUAUAUAACUUAUUAACUUAUUUGUUGUUGUGUCUUAUUAUACUUUUUUUAUAAUGUAAUAUACGAAUUAAGCUUAUAUAAUAUUAUAUGUGAACGGCUAAUCACAGUAACAUCUGACACUGUCAAUAGCAAAACUGUAUCUCGACAUUAGAGGCAUAAGGUGUGGAAUCGGUUAUUAAAACUAUUCAAACGGAAUAUUUCAAUUUGGUAAUCGUAUGUAUUAUAGGAAUUUAUAUGACCAUUAUAGGAUAAGAUAUCUUUAAAGUAUUGAUCUAAAUUGUAGUCCAGAGGUCGAGACCCCGACGAAACUACACACGAACUACUGUAUAAAAACGAUUUUUUUGUUUGUUUUAAAUUAAAUUCAACCUUAUGCUUCUGAUCUCAAGGUGUGCUUUUAAAUUAAGAAACAGCUGUCUUUGAUGCUCAAAAUGAUGUGAAAAUGAACUUAGCGCACAAUUAUUGAAUUUCUAUUGAUGUUCACUGAAACAAUCUCUGUGUAUGCCCCCUGUACAUAGGAACUAUACAUAUUAUUUCUUUUGUGCAUUUGUACAGCGAUGCUGUGGAUUCAUUUUGACUUCGAGCCCAACGAGGUUCACCGGCGGUAGUGACGUCAUAUACUGUUUUGAUUCGAACCCUUUGCAUUCCGCCGUCAUAGGUAAAAAAAAACUGAGCAAGACGCGACGAGUCUCCCUUUUGCCACCUUCGAUUGCAUUUAUAUUAUUUCCAUUUGCUUAUAAAGUUGACACGUAUCUAUUGGAUUUUGAGAAUAAACUUGACCUCGCCGGCUUUAAACGGAGCCUAAGGAACGAUUAUUUUGUUUCGGUGCAGGAUUAUGUGUUUUUGUUAGAAGGAUUCUCGAACGAAUUCUCGGCCUACCUGAUGUUAAACGAUUACCGGAACCUAAGGGCGUUACCCUUCGAACGAGGAAGCGUGAUUGCUGCUCGAUAAGACGCAGACAGGGCGGUCACACCCAAAGGACUCGUUACCAACAGUAAUACGCAACAUAACAUACACUUGCAGAUAAAUAACUUUUAUUUUCCAUAGUACGUAACAAAUUUUAGAGCUCUAAAUUAUGAACACGCUAAAGUUUUUCAGUUUUUUCGCCAGCGUCACUGAUAAUGAUUCUAGGGCGUUAGUUUACUGUAUUUAUCGUACCGGAAUGCAAAGGGUUUUUAAAAAUAAACAGAAUGUUACCAAUAAUGCAAAACACUGGAUAACUUUUUUUUUCACAGUUUCAUCGGUAAUUAGAAUUUAUCAAAGAAUGUUUGUCAGUGAUGAUGUAAACAAAGUUUUUUUUUUUUUUUAAAUAAGAAUCCGAAGAGAACGCGGUUUCGUUUCUAAGGAGAUAAUCGGUUCGCUGUGACGCGUCACCGGAACCCAUUAUCUGAACCCCAGUAUGCACUGCCGUUAUUGUAAGCUAGUAAAUGCUAUUUAAUAAACUUAUAUUUACCGGAUCAAAGCAAGAGUUUUAACUUAAAAUCGAAAAGAAACCGCGUUCGAUUUGAAAAAAUACUGAAGAUGUUUCUCGCUGGCCUCGCUCCCGUCUGUGAACAAUGUGUACGCAUCUUUAACGAAUCGUGUUUAUUCGUAUAUCGGUGUGGGGCUCCUCACCCAUUUUGUUUUAACGAUCGGGCAAUGACAAACGUACAAUGUCAGCUGAACGUAUAUUUAUAGUCUAACGUUGCUUUACCUUUUGCGUGAGAUUGUGAGAGUUUUAGCUUAAGUUCCGACUGAAGAUGGAUGCCUGAAUGAAAUAUUGUAAAUUAUAAUUUCUCAUAAAAUAUAAUUUUUUUCAGCUAA
Molecule: messenger RNA, 4774 nt
Organism: Bombyx mandarina (wild silkworm)
Lineage: Eukaryota; Metazoa; Arthropoda; Insecta; Lepidoptera; Bombycidae
Gene: Galphaq
Product: G protein alpha q subunit
Source: RefSeq, a predicted model, not a curated record